AUGGCCUUCAACCAACGCUUUGACCGUGGGGCUCAGCCCUCUUAUGCAGCCGUGCAACUUCCCCCCGGGUGGCAAAUGGCUUAUUCGGUAGAGGGCGAAGUUUAUUACAUUGACCACAACACCCGCACAACACAUUGGAAAAUUCCUCAAGAGGUGCUUAAUGAGAUGUACCAUCAGGGUCAAACUUACCGCCCUUCACGCAGCCGCCGCGGCAUCGACCGCUCCAAAAUGAAGACGAAGAUGUGCAUGAACAUUCAAAACGGCGGUAAAUGUACGUGGGGUAACGCGUGUGCCUUUGCUCACAGUUCGGAGGAACUUGCGGCAGUACCCCACAAUGGCGGUGGCCAGCGCAUGAGGAUGGAUCCUGGUGCACAUCAAGGCAAUGAUAAUGGGUUAGAUAAUAACCAUCUGCAGCAGUAG
This is a messenger RNA of Trypanosoma brucei brucei TREU927, 420 nucleotides long. RefSeq lists its product as uncharacterized. The transcript has a single exon. NCBI's taxonomy places the organism in Eukaryota, Euglenozoa, Kinetoplastea, Trypanosomatida, Trypanosomatidae. The record is from RefSeq and is a predicted model, not a curated record. Bases 1 to 420 code for a protein of 139 amino acids. Gene Ontology annotation, molecular function: metal ion binding; protein binding; molecular adaptor activity. Gene Ontology annotation, biological process: hippo signaling; regulation of cell population proliferation; apoptotic process.